AUGGCCGACAACCAGCCUCCGCGUAUCAGGACCUCGUAUCUCCUUGGGCUCAGCAACAAGCCCUUCAAGGACCCGCCGAAGCCGCUUCCGCUGAACAGCUACCGGGGCAUGCUGACAACACCCGGCGCGGCUCUUGAAUGGGCAGCUAGCGAUGGCCGAAGGGGCAGGUUGACCGGUAAAGGCAAACCGCGCCUGUUGAAUGCGCUGGACGCCGCUGCGGCGGUGAAGAGCCAAGCAAAGACAGCCAAUUGGUCUGGGAAAGGCCAGAACGAGGCAAAGAACGAGGCGAGCGGUCAAGCAAACGUCUCCGGUGAGAUCGAGUACAAGAAGGGCGUCACCAACGAAUACGGUUUCACCGACGAGCAGGAUAGAACGAUCAUGCGCAUGAAGAACGAAAACCCAGGUACUCAAUGGGACCGUAUCGCAGAGGCGACCGGGAAGAACAAGGACGAAUGUAAAGAACGCUUCCAACAGAUCAAGCCCGACGGCUGGAAGCCCGCCAAUAUCCAAGGCAAGGGGGGCAAGAAGGGUGGCGGGCAAGGUAACAACCAAGGCAGUGGUCAGAAGCAGAAUGGUAAAGGCCAGAAUCAGAACCAGAACAGGCAGGAAGAACAGAAGAAGGACGACAAAAAAGAAGAGGCCGCCGGUGGAGACGGUUGGGAUAACCCAUACGCUGCCCUGUUCGAUAGCGCAGACGAUAAUAAAUCCGGUGCUUCCAACAAGGGCUCUAAGAAAGAUGAUGGAGUAACUGGCGAUGCAGGCGGAUGGGACACUUUUGACCUGGAUGCUGCGACUGGGACCGGUAACAAUGCCCUAUUAACGACGGGGUGGGAUAAUGACAAUAGUGGAGGACCAGAGUGGAACAAGUCUGGAAAUGACAACAAUGCAGGCGGAAUGGACACAUGGGCCGGAGAUACCUGGACUGCUGAGCCUAGCAAAGAAGACGACAACAAUAAGAACAGCGAAGGGAAGAACGACAAGGACGAGAAGGAAAAGGAAAAGGAGAAGGAGAAGGAGAAAGAAAAGGAGAAGGAGAAAGAGAAGAAGAAGGAGAUGGAGAAGGAAAAGAAGAAGGAAAGCGAACCCAAUAUUGCUCCCGAUCCUUGGGGAUCUGCCGGUGUCGAUAUCGGAGGCGGUGCUGCGACAGCAGACUGGGGUGGCGUUAAUUGGGAUGCCGGAGACAAAGACAAGAAAAGUGAGAGCAAGCUGAGCAAGUCAAGCUCCUCCAAGACAGGAAGCAACAGUGGAUGGGGAGUCACUGUCGCUGGUGGUGGUGGUGAUCCAACUUGGGCUAAUAACAAAGCCGACACUGGGGGUGGUUUCGCAGGUUGGGGUGGCGACUCAGGCAAUACCGGCGGCGUAAACGAGUCGGGUGGUGGAGGAUGGCCUGGUGCUGCAUCACCGGAGAAGACAAAGGCCUCGAAUGACAAGUCCAAGAAGAAAGACAAGGGCCCAGAUGCCGACUCCUGGGCCAACACAUGGGCUACAUCUAGCUCUCCUCGAAAGCCUACCUCAACAGCGUCUUCCGGUGAUCACGAGAAGCACCGCUCGUCACGGCGGCACUCGGAUACAAAGAGAGACAAGCAUAGGUCGCAUCGACACCACAGCAGUAGCCACCCAGCAGAGUACAAGGUCGCGCCUGACGGCACCUUCUCACAAGAUGAGUUGAAAAUUGUUGCGAGGAUCUUGCAGCAGGAUUGCUCAAUGGUGUGGGAGCGGGUGUCGUGGAGGUUCAAGGAUAAGACGGGGAGGAACUUGCCGCCCGACGUGUUCGAGAAGAAGAUUACGGGAAGGCUUGAGAAAGAGAGAAGGUAUUGA
Didymosphaeria variabile is the source of this 1818-nucleotide messenger RNA. RefSeq lists its product as uncharacterized. Gene Ontology annotation, biological process: negative regulation of transcription elongation by RNA polymerase II. Gene Ontology annotation, cellular component: NELF complex. NCBI's taxonomy places the organism in Eukaryota, Fungi, Ascomycota, Dothideomycetes, Pleosporales, Didymosphaeriaceae. The coding region runs from base 1 to 1818 and encodes 605 amino acids. The record is from RefSeq and is a predicted model, not a curated record. The transcript has 2 exons.